Molecule: messenger RNA, 1408 nt
Organism: Prosopis cineraria
Lineage: Eukaryota; Viridiplantae; Streptophyta; Magnoliopsida; Fabales; Fabaceae
Product: phytochrome A-associated F-box protein-like
Exons: 1
Coding region: 223-1209 (328 amino acids)
Molecular function (GO): protein binding
Source: RefSeq, a predicted model, not a curated record
UAAAAACACUAUUUGUUUGUUUUGAUCGGCAGAUCCCACAGUUUUAGUUCAAUACGAGAGGCGGAGUUUGGAUGGCGGCGGCGCGCGUCUCCCUUGAUUGACGUGCGCAAUACCGAUCCCUAGGAAUGUAGGAAUGUGCUCCUAAUCGGGAGUUUAGGUCCACAGCAAAGCCCCCAAACCUCAUGCUGAUUCCAUCAGGUCGCUAAAGAAGACUGAUCAACAAUGGCAGAAACACUUUUCUCAGUUCUCCCGGAUGACGUUGUUCUCCACAUCUUCCUUGGCCUCAAAGACGAUCCCCGACACUGGGCUCGCCUCGCCUGUGUCUGCACCAAAUUUUCCUCUUUGAUUCGCAAUUUUUGCUGGAAAAUCAAGUGCUCCCACACCAUCCCAUCCAUCGUCUCCGAUCUUCUCUCCGAUUCUUCUGUUCCGCCCGGCGGCUGGGCUUCCCUGCAUAAGCUCUCCGUCUGCUGUCCCGGCCUCCUUCAUGCCGGGGUUCUCUUAGAGAGCUCGGAUUUCGGGCUGGAGCUGGAGCUCGGCCCAGAUGAGGGUUACCAGCAAUCGAUUUCCCCGCACGCAAUCACAUCAUCGCAAGAAAUCUUCACCAGUCGAUUGAAUGGUUCUUCAGAUGUGGGUGCUUCUGGUUCUAAUCGUUACUGGUCUCUUUUCGAUGAUCUUCAUAAUGAUACCGUCUGUAAUGUUCCUACAUCCAAAGAUGGUCCUGAACCCCAAUUAUGUGAGGAGGCUGGGAAAAGUGAUGUCAAGAUCGGUCAGGAAUUCUCUUCCUGCAAAAGAAGGAAGAUUUGGAGAUCACCGAGGUCGCGGUCACAUUUGGCUUCUGGAAUAUGGAACUUGAGCAGAGAGCAGGGCAGCAAGCUACUUGCUAGACAGUUUCGAGAUGAUUGUCUGUAUAUUUGUGAUUGGCCUGGCUGUCGGCACAACGAGGAGAAGAGAAGUUACAUGCUUUUCAGAGGAAUUUUCAAGAAUUUUAAGCGGUCCAGGUUGUGGAGGACAAUCAACGAUGGGAAUCGGAAAAAAGUUGCUCUGAGCUGUGCGUUUUGCCAGUGCAAGGAGACUUGGGAUUUACAUUCUGCAUUCUGUUUACGGCGAUUUUUUGGAUUCCAUGACGAUGGCGAGCCAGUUGUUCGAGCUUAUGUUUGUGAAAAUGGUCAUGUCUCUGGAGCAUGGACAGAUUUGCCGUUAUACACUUGAUGCCAAGUUUAAAUCUGAAUUGGCAGUGUAGUUAGGUUGAAGGUUCUUUUUUCUUGAAUUUCUGAUUAGUUAUCUAAUGAUAUACUAGUUCAGUAUAGAUCGUUUGCUGUUUGGAUUAGGAAUUGAUAAGUACGCGCAAAGCAUGUGCAAUUACCAUGUUACAAUUCUCACAUCUAUUAUGCACUCAUUAUUUCUUUGA